Messenger RNA from Sungouiella intermedia, 555 nucleotides. NCBI's taxonomy places the organism in Eukaryota, Fungi, Ascomycota, Pichiomycetes, Serinales, Metschnikowiaceae. The record is from the annotation of a GenBank genome assembly.
AUGACUCAACUUUAUGGAGGCGCUAUAACCGCCGAUUUGCCUCAGGGAGCCAUUGAUGUCUCUGAAUUCCGUCAGAUCCCAGACACUCAGGAGGUUUUCCUAUUGGAGAAACCAAAUGGUUUAGAUCAAUCCAUCAUAUUUGACUUGCUCGAGAGAGUCAAUGCCAGCAGUUUGCCUGAGGUGAUCGCAGUUCAUUUGGACGAUAUUCUCGAGGGCCCAGCUACGAAUAUCGCUCCAUUGGAGUCAAUGGAGCAUCCUGUUUUGCGCUGUGAAAUGCACACUUUUCUUGUGAAGCCACUACCUUCCAAGCAAGAGACCGAACAUGUCAAAUUGUUUAUGUUUUUGUUUUUGAUCAGACUUGAAAAAGUUGCCACUGACUUCUUAGUGACCAUGAAUGUACCAUUGGAGACCAAUGGAGAGGUCACUCAAGAGUUAUUUCAGAAAGAGGUAUCGUCUGUGAUGAAUCAAGACCAAUCGAUAAUCAGCGAAUGCUACAAACAAGUCAAGGAGUCGGCAAUUUCACUUGAUGUGAAAGAUUGGAAAUUAUUUGGAUAA